Molecule: messenger RNA, 2128 nt
Organism: Gryllus bimaculatus (two-spotted cricket)
Lineage: Eukaryota; Metazoa; Arthropoda; Insecta; Orthoptera; Gryllidae
Source: the annotation of a GenBank genome assembly
GGAAAACGUAGAUAGUCAAAUUGACAAGAAAGAGAAGAAGUAGAAGGGUCUGAGAAAAGAGUGGGAGAAGUGAUAGUGCGGAACAGUCGGAACAGUGUCGAACGAGACGCACAGAGUCAGAAGGAAGGUUAUGGAAUCUGCGUAAGUUGUGUCGUGCAGAUGUCAUGUAUCUGCAGUGUGUGUAAUGAGUAAAGCAGUGGGUAAAUAUUGUACGAGGCAAUUUGAGGACACGGUGCAUUUCUGUGUGAAACAGAUGAGCAAUUAGUUUCGCCAUCCUGUGGCGGGCUAGUUAUUGCGAUGAAGUUGUGUUAGUGUGAUCCCCAGGUGAUCUCCGCAGUGCUGGUUUGUUUUGAUCAGCAAUGCGCAAUUGGUGAAGAAAAUGACAGGUGAAUGCACCGCUAAAGAACUUCAAGAGAUAUUGCUGUAUAGUGCAAGACAUGGAGAUAUAAAAAUGGUUCAAGAAUUAUUGAUAGCUAGGAAAGAAAACAAAAUAGAACUUGACAUUAGCUGUAAAGGUAAAAGCAAAAGCAAUUUAGGAUGGUCUCCUCUGCAUUUAUCUACGUACUUUGGCCAUGAAGGUGUGGUGGAAUUAUUGCUGUCACAUGGUGCUGAUGUCAAUGUCGUGAAUGAUGCUGGUGACACACCCCUUCACAGAGCUGCAUUCAUUGGAAGAGAAGAUUUAGUCCUUCUCUUACUGCAACAUAAUGCAGAUGUUGCUAUAAUAAAUGGUGAAGGGCAGACACCACGAGAUGUAGCAAAAAGUGAGGAUGUUGCCAAAUUAUUAUUGGCUGCUGAAAAAACAGAAGCAAGACAUAAAGAGGAGGAGCUUCUAGCUGCAGCGAGGGAAGGAGAUCUUGAAAUAAUGAACAAGUUGCUUAAAGACGAACAUCCGCCCAGUAUUAAUUGUGUAGAUGCUCAGGGAAAUUCAUGUCUUCAUUGUGCAGCAUAUCGUGGUCAUAAGGAAGUAGCUGUAUUAUUAUUGCAAAAUGGUAUAGAUCCAAAUAUACAGAAUACAAGAGGUCAAACAGCUGUGGAUUUAGCUCGGGACGCUCAGAUGCAACAAGUACUUUGUGUGCGACCUGUUCGUCAACUACAAAAAUCUGCUACUCGAUUUGAGGGACAAUUGCUCAAACGAUCUCGGUUUUUGGGCUGGAAACCUAUUUGGGCUGUUUUAGAGCGUGGAGUAUUAACUUACUUCAAUAAUCGAGCUGAUGCGUCCACUGGAUUCAAGAGGAAAGACUUUAAAUAUUUAGACGGAGCAAAUAUUUUGCCCUUGGAAUGUGAUAAUUCUUCUUUUGUUGUUCAUUUUUCUGAUGGUGCUAUUCAUAGACUUAGUGUUGUGAAUUAUGGUGAAACAACAGGACAAAUUAGUCGACAAAAAUGGAUGAAUGCCUUUUCAGAACAUGCGGCCUUUAGUACUCAUUACCUUACCCAAGGUCAUGUCCUAUUUGAUUGUGAUGAUGAUGAUGAAGUAAUCAAACCAUUAGGUUCAAUGCAGGAUUCUUUGCAGACUGCUGCUGCCCAUCACCAAGUUUUGGAGCAUCAACUGACUGAGAGUGUAGCAAUGGUAGAAGCUCUAGCAAAUAAUAGUUUAGGUUGUGAUGCUAUUACAGGGGCUGCAAUUAGGAGUUUCCAAUUAAUGUCGGACACAGCAGGGGAUAUGUUAUCAUCCUUAGGACAUUGCCUUUCUCUUUUUCAACAACAAGAAGAGGUGCGUGUACUGCAAUUAAAACAAGAACAAGAGAAGUGCAGAGUGUUAGAGGAAGCAUUAAAUGUCCUAGCUAAAGAACAUCAUGAAUUAGAACAAUCAAUGGCUUCUCAUCUCUCUAAUUCCCCCUCUAUGCACGCUGGUGCUUCUCGUGACCACUCACGUAUUCGAAGUCCCAGAUUUUAUGAUACAUCAGAUGAUGAAUUCUACGAUGCAUUUGAAGCUGACUCUGAGAGUGACACUCUGGUGACUGCUGUGACUCCAACUUCCGACAGUGAUACACUGGUCAGUUUCCCCUCCCCUGCUUCGUCCUGUGGGACAUUGGUGUCAGCAGGAGGCCAUGCUUACAGAUGCGCCAGAGAUGCUCCUCUCAAAACUCAUGGACGUUAUGGUUUAGUAUUUUUUUUCCUAAGUUUUUGA